Messenger RNA from Vitrella brassicaformis, 3727 nucleotides. The record is from the annotation of a GenBank genome assembly. NCBI's taxonomy places the organism in Eukaryota, Vitrellaceae.
CACAAGCCCUGCUCUGUUUGGUUCUGCGAUGUUUGGCUUUCCUGAGGUCGACAUAGGUGUGGGACUAGGGUCCUGUGACGCCACGCGGACAGUGUUUGUGGCCCGCAACGGGGGAUCAGGGGAUCCGGUCAAGGUCAACAUCGCCCACCACGCCAAACUGGGGGACCUGUUGGAGGCUGCCGGCAGGAAACUGGGAAUUGGUGGGCUGCACACUGCGGGAAGAAUAUACGCGCAAAAGGAGAAUGCAUGAGAACCCUCAUUUCGUGUCUUUCUAUGAUGGUGUGCAUGUUCUAUGUGUCAGCUCACCCGUCGCGUUGUUUUUAUGAGAGUGGGGAGGAGGUCAAGGACAUCGAUAGCAUCCUCGAUGACGAGGUAAGCCGGGCGGCCCCUCAAUCCUCUCCCCUGCGGACACACGAAUGAUUGUGUCCAUUGAUGGCCACGUCGGCGCGUCCGUCGGUCAGGUUCUGUUCAUUUCUGAGGGCGGGGGGUUCCGAAAGAGCCUCAACAGAACCAACACGAGUAAGUUACCCUGGCUGAAUAUAACGGACGGACAUGUACAAAUUGGCUUCCUUUUCCGCUGGUUGGUCGGUCGCUUUGAUUGCAGCGACAGAGGGCAUCAUGGCAGGGUACCUUCUGAAGGAGAAAAUAGGGGAAGGGGGAUUCGGCAAAGUCAUGAAGGCAGUGCACAUGGAAACUAGUGAGCAUGGCACGCCACCGAGGCACGCAGGAAGACUGACUGAUCAAUCACCAUACGGCAUUGCCGGUUGCCGGUUGCCGGUUGCCGGUUGCCGGUUGCCGGCUGUCUCUGUCUCUCUCUCUCUCUGUGUGUGUGUGUGUGUGUGUGGCGCAGACCAGUUGGCUGCGGUCAAGUUCAUUUCCAAGAAGUCCUUCAGAGAGAUUGCCGAUGCCGAUAGGGUCUUCGUCGAGAUCCAGGUCUGACCGACGCCAACUGAGCCAUGUCUCUCUGUUUGCACAAUCAUGUGCUUGGCUGCGCUGUGUGGGUGCAGGCAUUGCGUGAUUUGUCUCACAAGCACGUCAUCCAGAUGUACGAUGUGGUUGACCACCCGUCCUACAUCUGCUUCAUCAUGGAGUUUGCCUCCAACGGCGAACUGAGGGAAUACGUCGCCAACAGACAGCGGCUCACCGAAGACGGUCAGUCAGUCAGUCAGUCAGUGAGAUGCAGACAGGGCCGGCUGCCGUGUGCGAUUGGUGUAUUGUGCGUCUUUUGUGUGUAUAGAGGCGCGUCAUUUCUUCCAGCAGAUUGUCAAGGGCGUCCACUACUGCCACAGCAGAAACAUCGUACACAGGUAUACAUACGGGUGACCGACGCGACCGGGAGACACACGCCCCAACCAAACACUUUCGUGUCAUGCAGGGACCUGAAGCUCGAGAACAUCCUCCUGGAUGACGGCUUGAAAUGCAAAAUCGUCGACUUCGGCCUCUCGGUGAGGAGUGAGACAUGGAUCGUGUCUGCCGGCCUUUCUGUCUGUCAUAUCAACUGUUCGUUUGACUGUGUCGAUGCAUGCAGGAUUUUGUUGCUCCAUCUGAGAGGGUGGUGACAGAAGGCGGCACCGAGGCAUACCUCGCACCUGAGGUCAGGGGGAUGCACACGUCCAGGCAGCCACAAGUGGUCGAUGGUGCGUAUCGGUUGCUUGCAACUCAGGUGUAUCACGGAAGCUCCGCAGAUUCUGAUCCCUUCAAAAUCGACGUGUGGGCCCUCGGUGCGUCAGUGAGACAUACGCAGACUCACUCAUCCUCGCCGUAUAAAAAUUGGCUGGUUCAGGUGUGAUUCUGUAUGCGAUGACCCACGGCAAACUGCCUUUCCACGCACCAGACCGAGUCACACUCGAGAAACUCGAAAGAGUGAGCGGAGAGGGAGAAACGGAAAGCGUUUGUUGCGAACCGGUUUGUUCAUCGAUGCAGGAGGGUUUGGACUUCAGGGGGGGCUGCAGUCAGGCGAUGCAGGCGCUCAUCCUGGCCAUGCUCACUGCAGACCCCAAGAAGAGACCGUCCACUAACGACGUACGUCUGUCUGUCUGUCUCUACGCGUGGACGGAUGCAAGGACACACGGUAGUGCCUCCAUGCUGCGUGCAUGCAGGUGAUGAUGGACCCCUGGCUGCGUCAACAGCUGCUCUACGACAGGAGGAGCGACACCCUGCCCUCCUCUCACUCCACACCCUUCCUCCCGUCCGUGGCGUCCACAGACACACAUGCACCGGGCCCUUUGGCCGCCACGGUUGGCCCGUUCUCAGCUCUGUCGUCGCAGGACGAGCACGACAGGAGUGGGGAGCCGCCCUGCCAGCCCACCUCCCCCCAGUCUAUGACGCACCGUCCACCGCGUCUGAGCGUCAUAGACUCCGGUGCCCUCAGUGUGCCUGCCUCGGCCCUCGCCACGCCCCAGCACGCGCCGCUGAGCAAAUUCUCGUGGACCAGCAGCAGGGACGAGCAGGAGGAAGAUGGGCUCGCAUCGGCCUUUGCUGCCAGCGCAGCGGCAUCACCAUGUGGCGGUAUGCACUCCCAGGACGCCACUGGAAGGCGCUCAAAGCGGGAGAGCGCGAUCGCGGGUGAAAGGAAACGGGUCACGAUCGCGUCGGCUGGCGAGGACAGCCAGGACGCCUCGAAGCGGAGCGGCGCGUCGGAUGCCCCCCCGUCACAGCUGCUGGCCAUGGCUGAGUCGAUCCUCAGAGACCGGUCGGCCAAGGAGGGGACACAACGGCAGCUGAGGCGCGAGAAUGCCACUGUGGGGGCGAGAGAGAAGACCGUCGAGAGGCGGGCUCCGCAGUCGUCUGUGCGGCGGACGCCCACAGCUGCCAGUGCUACGGCUGCUGUAGCCGGUGGUGGAGCUGGUGCAGGUGGUGGGCGAGACACGGACAAGGAGGCGACCUUACCUCGCCCCGUCACCACACAUAACUCUCGCAGUGCCUCCCCUGUUCCAUCGCCAGCAGCUUCAACAGGCAAGGCGACCGAUAAGACAGGCAGACACAUUGGGGGCCGUUCCAACUCCCUCUGUCCGUCACCAUCUGUGCUUGCGUUCAGGUCGAGCUGGCCGUCGUCUUCAGCAGGUUGGGUCGUCCAUUGUGACAUCAUCGGGCGUGGCUUCCCCACCCACACCCAGCAGUCCGAAAAUGUCGCCCCCCAUGCACAGUAGCCACAGAGCAGCCACAUCUCAGACACCGAGUAGCCACAGAGCGGCCAAUGCAGCAAUGGCUGCGGUGCUCGGAGGGGGGCAGGCCAGCACGACGACCUCGACAGUGGGCACGGGGACGGAACUGUAUGCGACAAGCCGGAGAAGAGACAAAAGCCUGCCGACGUCCUCUCGUGCUUGAUUCUCUCUCUCUGCAUGGAAUGAGAAAGGAGGGGACCUAUUUGUAAGUCCGGGUCUCACUUGCGUACGUACAGGUGUGAGUCAAGGUCUAGGGGCAGGCGGGCAGGCAGGCAGGUAGGGACACUGAGGCUGCCGCGGUCACCUACACGCAUCACGUGACGGCAAUUCCUUACUUGUCUGUCCACUUACCUUCUUGCGUGGGUACACGUGUGUGUCUACGCGCUCGUGUGCAUGCGCGAUGAAGCACUUCACACUGAUUGUUUGUGUGCUUCUGGGUGAAGCGUGUGUGUGUGCCUGGUGCGCUGAGUGCCACAUUGUUUGUUUACUGACGUGAAUGACGUCCGUGCUAGCGCAUCAGAAGGACGGCAGGUGAAAACUAUGCCGGGUGCAACUGAAUGGAG